Messenger RNA from Prunus mume (Japanese apricot), 582 nucleotides. RefSeq names its product Adenine nucleotide alpha hydrolases-like superfamily protein. NCBI's taxonomy places the organism in Eukaryota, Viridiplantae, Streptophyta, Magnoliopsida, Rosales, Rosaceae. The record is from RefSeq and is a predicted model, not a curated record.
AUGGAAGGUGGAUGUAGACGGAGAGUAAUGGUGGUAGCAGAUCCAACCCAAGAGUCAGCAGGUGCCCUACAAUAUGCACUUUCUAAAGCAAUUCUUGAGAACGACGAGUUGAUCCUCUUCAAUGUCGAAAACCCUAACUCGUGGCGAAACACACUAACGACUUUCCUUAGAAGACCUAGCCGCAGUUCAGGGUCAGCCGCCGCGUCCAUAGAAGGCAGCUUAGGGCACGCCGACUUUCUUGAAGAAAUGAAGAAUGCAUGCAAACUUGCAAAACCAAAAGUACGCGUGCGCGUAGAGAAGGUGGCGUUGAUAGAAGGCAAAGAGAAAGCAAGCAUUAUUCUAGAUCAUAGCAAGGCUCUUGGGGUCGAUGUCCUAAUUAUAGGGCAACGACGGAGUCUUUCUACUAUAAUCUUAGGAUACAGGAGGCCUGGAGGGUCCACGCGAGGGACAAAACCAAUAGACACAGCAGAGUAUUUGAUUGAUAAAAGCAGCUGCACAUGUGUUGGAGUUCAGAAAAAGGGCCAAAAUGGAGGCUACCUUCUCAACACAAAGACCCACAAGAACUUCUGGCUUCUGGCGUAG